AGUCCAUUGCUUAAAAUGGCGGAUUAUAGAUUUUGACUGCUUCUUGAUUUUGACAGGGAGAUUAACCGCGCCAGUUUUAAUUUUUUCAGUCUCUUCGUAAUUUCGUAUAUUUUUCGAACGAGAAAAUGCAAGACGAUAAAAACGCUAUUUUCCAAAUGCGGUUUCCUCAAAAAUUGUGGUACUUGCUGAAUAUGCGUACUGAUGCAAUUUUAUGGGGUGGCACAGGCCGAACUAUUCUGCUGAAUUAUCGAAUCCUUCAUAGUUAUUUGCAGUGUGAUCACUCUAUUUUCAAGACCACAAAUAUAUCAAGUUUUGUAAGACAACUGAAUUUAUACGGAUUCCGAAAAGUUACUUCUCAUCUUCAAGAUCCACUGUGUAAUUCAAGCAAUCCUUAUAUGCACGAGUAUGUACACGACUACUUCCAAUUCGGCCGACCGGAGUUACUGGAUAAAAUAACUAGAAAAGCUUUGACUAUGAAGAAACAUUUUAAACCAAAGGCAUUUUAUGGGAAUGCAGAUCAGUUCCUGUAUGUAACACCCUUACAAAAGGCAAGACAAGCCUUGCACAUUGCUCUCAGGAAGGCUAGUCAAGAUCUUUUUAUACAGAAUUCCCCUGAACAGUUAUAUCACCUAAAAUUUGAAUGUGAUGAAAAUCCUGAUGACUUCUGUGAAGAUGAAGAAAACAUUGAAUUUGACUGGAUCAUGUCUAAAGAAACCGAAAAGGAAGCAGAAAAGCAGCUUCCUCUAACAGGUUUACCCUCCUACAUCCUGUUUAUCCUGUAUGUUUAUUCCUGUUGUAAUCCAUUUUACCCUUUAUCCUCAUCCUAUCCUUCCUACAAAGAAACUGCUAACUAUGAGGAGUCAUCACAGGACUUAAUGAACUUCAAUGAUGAAUCACAGCAGAACAAUGAUAAUUUCUCUAAUCAGUUUUUGAGUAUGCCUGAACUGGAUCCUGAGCCUACUGAUCAGAAUUCAGGAGUUGAGCUGUUGGCAGAGUUUGAUAUAGAUCAUGAUACUGAUCAAGGAAUAACAAGGAAGAUAGGAGACAAGAAUGACCAUAACUCUUUGAACUGUGUUCUGCCUUCCAUAAGCAAUGACCAGAAUGAUGAUGUGCCUAUGUCAGAGAAUAAUAAUGAGAAUUCUGACCACUACCAUGAUGGAGAAUGGGACCAAAUGUUUAAUGAUAUUAUUGCUAAUAAGGGUCCGAAUCAAGAGUGUGGGUCUGAUUUGAAAGAGCUCUACUCCCAAAUAUCUCGUACUAUAGAUUUACUUAAUUCUUAAGUUGUAAAUUAUUGUUUUAAAUAAAAGGAAUAAAAAGUGAUUCCUUAUACCAUGUAUUAAGAUA
Messenger RNA from Pectinophora gossypiella (pink bollworm), 1344 nucleotides. RefSeq lists its product as uncharacterized. Gene Ontology annotation, molecular function: sequence-specific DNA binding; DNA-binding transcription factor activity. The coding region runs from base 126 to 1280 and encodes 384 amino acids. The record is from RefSeq and is a predicted model, not a curated record. The transcript has 6 exons. Gene Ontology annotation, biological process: regulation of DNA-templated transcription. Lineage: Eukaryota; Metazoa; Arthropoda; Insecta; Lepidoptera; Gelechiidae.